AUGAGCUGUCCAUUCUACCUGAAAAUCCAAAUUGCCCUGACCCAAAGGAACUCUCAGCUUAGAGCGGUACCUCAACUUUUCUUUCACAAUAUGCCUUGCCUUGAAGUACUGGAUGUUGGAGUCACGGAGAUCAUUGAAUUACCUGCAAAGAUUGCAGAGCUAGACUCUCUAAGCCACUUGGAAGUAUCCUUUUAUGGAUCUAGCACCGAUAGUAAGCAUGCUAAGCUGCCAAGCCAAUUGUUUUCCACACUUGAAGCAUUGGAAACACUCGGCAUCAGUGUGUGCCCAGGAGAUAUUUGGUGGCACAAGAGUGUUGAGUCUUUAAUCAAGGAAUUCGUUCCUAGCUUGGAAGAGUUGCUGGUUGAUGACUGCGAAGCUGCAGAUGAGGAAAUCACCGAAUCUUGUUGCAUUUCACUUAAGAGUUUAACACUUGGUUGUUUUCCUGAAUUGGUUCAUAUUGUGGAAGGUGCGCAGACUAAGGUCUUGUUUGAAUACAUUACCGUCUAUGACUACCCUCAGUUGAAGCAGAUUGAAAGUGCAAUAGGCUCAGAUUUUGAAGCCAUCUUCAAGGAAGUGGAAGAGUGA
Gossypium arboreum is the source of this 585-nucleotide messenger RNA. RefSeq lists its product as uncharacterized. The record is from RefSeq and is a predicted model, not a curated record. The transcript is spliced from 3 exons. Lineage: Eukaryota; Viridiplantae; Streptophyta; Magnoliopsida; Malvales; Malvaceae. The coding region runs from base 1 to 585 and encodes 194 amino acids.